This is a messenger RNA of Eublepharis macularius, 1416 nucleotides long. RefSeq names its product serotriflin-like. The record is from RefSeq and is a predicted model, not a curated record. The transcript is spliced from 8 exons. The coding region runs from base 83 to 802 and encodes 239 amino acids. Gene Ontology annotation, cellular component: extracellular region. NCBI's taxonomy places the organism in Eukaryota, Metazoa, Chordata, Lepidosauria, Squamata, Eublepharidae.
CCUCAGGUUUGCCUCCUCCAGCCCUUCACAAAUCACAGACAGGACCACACUGGAAAAGGCUGUUCUUCCUUGUCCAGCAGAAAUGCUUCUUCAGACUGUACUCCUGCUCUUCGCUGCUGUUCUACAUCAGUCUCUAGGACAGGACCUAUCAGAAGGCAGUGGUACCUCUAUGGAGGCCCAGAAGGAAAUUGUCAAAACACACAAUGACUUAAGAAAAAUAGUGGAUCCACCUGCCAGCAAUAUGCUGAAAAUGACCUGGAAUGAGAAAAUUGCUGAGAGUGCGAAAAGAUGGGCUAAUCAGUGCAAAUUAGCAAUCAGUCCCAACAACCUUCGAAGUAUAAAUGGAAUCUUCUGUGGUGAGAAUAUAUUCUAUGCCAAUUAUGCCAGCUCCUGGUCAGAUGUGAUCAAAAUGUGGUAUAAAGGGGGAUCCAAUUUCAAGUAUGGUGUUGGAGCGAUUGACACAAAGAAGAGCAUUGCUGGUUUUACUCAGAUUAUUUGGUAUAAUUCACGAGAGGUUGGAUGUGCUGUUGCUCAUUGCCCAGAUACUAAGUACCCUUUCUUCUACGUCUGCCAGUACUGUCCUGCAGGGAACAUAGUCAACCUCAUGCCAAAACCCUACAAAGAGGGGAAAUCAUGCGGAGACUGCCCAAACAACUGUGAGGAUAAACUCUGCACCAAUCCCUGCAAGCAUGCCGAUCAUAUCACAAACUGUGUACAGCUUAAACAACUGUUCAGCUGCAACGAAAAAUUGUUGACUGAGAAAUGCCAGGCCACCUGUAACUGCAAAACAGAAAUUAAAUAAUGCAUACAUGAACACUGGAAGAUCCAUCCUGAGACAACUGUUGGUAGUGGAAGACGGUAAAGAUUCAGCAGGAAAAAGAAACUCCAUUUGUUUUCUCUCCAACUAGUAAAAUGUCAGCCUUUCCUUUAUUCAUGUAAAACAUGAGCAUUUCUAGAAUUUAAAAAGGGUAAGAGAAAUACAUCAAGCUCCUGUGUCUACUUUGUUUUUCUUUAUUUGUUGUUUUGCUUUAGAAAAUGUGUUGAAUGAUUAAGCAUCAAUAUUGCACAGCGUUCACUAGCCCUUUCUCUCUUCUUUCCCAAAUUCUAACUUCACCUUAGAUUUCAAUUCUGGGUUAAAGGUUUGUGAAAGUGUAUUUUGCACUACAUGUCAAUGCUUACUGUUGUUCAAUAUACUAAACAUUUAGCUACUACAAACUGAAUCUAGGCCUGAUAGUGAUUACAAACUGAUAUAUUCUUCUGUACCUAAGCAGUUCUGUAGUUCCCAUUUUUUUAUUAGCUGUAAGAUUUUUUAAAAUAAACUAUUAAGCAUUAAUUAUUUUCAGUUGGUUACAUUUGAAUUUUCUUUUCCUGAUUGUACAAAUUAAUCUAGUAAAUUAAAUAAAUUCUCUAAAUUUC